Oryzias latipes (Japanese medaka) is the source of this 2037-nucleotide messenger RNA. It is a transcript of the gene bbs10, whose product is annotated as Bardet-Biedl syndrome 10. Lineage: Eukaryota; Metazoa; Chordata; Actinopteri; Beloniformes; Adrianichthyidae. Gene Ontology annotation, biological process: chaperone-mediated protein complex assembly. Gene Ontology annotation, molecular function: ATP-dependent protein folding chaperone; ATP binding. The record is from RefSeq and is a predicted model, not a curated record.
ACUGUCUGUCGUCAAACUAAAAAGAAUAAGUUCCGUAUCUAGGCACCGGGGGAAGCAUAAAGCGGGGUGUGAGAAUGCCUCCAUCAGAGCGUCUUCCCCUGGAACAGGUCUUAGAAAUCGUUUCAGCUCUGGAGGCAGUCGUCCUUCGUAGUUUCGGUCCUGAGGGAGGCCAGGUGCUUUUUACCCGAGACACAGGACAGGCGAUGUUGAGCCGUAGUGGCACAUGCAUUCUUUCUGCGCUGCAUCUGGAGCAUCCUCUGGCCAGGGUGGUGGUGGAGAGUGUCUGGAAACACAGCAGAGGAACAGGCGAUGGAUCUAAAACCUUUAUCCUGCUUCUGGCAUCGUUACUGAGAGGGAUUUCUAAAGCAACGAGCAGAGGGCCCAGUGCGUCUCACGCGUAUGGCUUCACAGAAGCCGCAAAGGCUGCUGCUGCUCCAUACUUCGCCAACAAACUGCUGGAACUUGUGUCAUCAGACCUGGAUGACCUUAUUGCCGUAAACGUUGUCCCAUAUGGAUUCUGUGUGUCACUUGAAGACUUCACAACACACAGCGGCAGGUUACUUCUGGCUUCAUUCUUCCACACACGUGUUAGUCAUGUGCACUGUAGCUAUUUAAGCGAACUUACGUGCGAAAUGCUCAAUCGCUGGAAGUAUAAAAGUGACCUUCCUUACAUCUCAUUUCAGUUUCUGAGUGAUAACUUCCCCGCUCUUCAUACGCCUGUUUCCGGCUUCCCUGUCAGCUCUUCGCGUUUAAUCGAAGGGCAGGUGAUUCACAGAGAUUUUGCUACACCGUGCCUCCCAAGCAAACAGCAGCCAGUAAAAGUGGUCGUUUUCACAGACUACAUGCAGCCAAUAUUGCUGAGUACAGGAGACGUGCUGAAGCUGGGCUAUGGGGGCGGGGUAACUCCGGAGAGCAGUAUUGUGCAUUUUAGCGCCUGGACAGAGAGGUCACUGGAGAGCGUAAUUGCGGAGCUGCAGAGUUUGGGCGUCUCUCUGCUUUUGUCAGCUGUGAAGCAGUCUGAUGCGGCCGUGGCAUUAGCCACACAGGCACACAUGAGCCUCGUGGAGUGUGUCAGUGAAGAGGAGCUGUCUCUCUUUGUGCAGCUAAGUGGGGUCACACCGGUUUCACGCGGCUGCACCAUUCAGCUAGAGCACGUUGCCGCACUCUCGUUCUGUCGACCAAUCCUACUUGGAGGCCACAGGUAUGUGCAGGUGGCUUUCUGUGAGUCGCCAAAGAGUAGCAAAGUAAAUCCCUGCAGCCUUGUGAUCUGCGGCCCUGGAGAGGGGCAGACAGACCAAUAUAUAUGUGCAAUACGUGACGCCGUGUGCAUGCUAAUGACCACCUGGGAGCCCAAGCACACAAGUGAAACUACAGCAUCACGUGGGACCUUACAAUCAGACAAAGGCACCGCCUCCUUAGAUAUGACCCCUACAUUCCAAAGCACAGCAAACAAACCCUAUGGUCUUAAGAAGUGUGUGUUUGAGCCAGGUUGUGUAAUACCUGCAGGAGGGACAUUUGAAUUUCUCUUGAGCAGAGCCCUCCCGAAUCCUUCCAGUGAUACAAACGGACUUCCUUCUGUUUCGCAGCUCCUGGCUAACGCCCUCUUGAGUGUUCCUCGCCAGAUUUACUCCCACAGUCCAAAACUUUUUCUGCAGGCUCAAACCAGGAUUAUGAGUUUAGUCCAAAAUCCCUCUAACCCUUUCAGCCUCGGACUGAAAGAGUCAACGCCAGGGCCCAUGGUGGACUUGGGCCUCGAAUCUGUCACCUGUAAAUACCAGCUGAUUUUGGCUGUGGUCCAGUGUGCAACCAGUGUUCUCCGAGUGGACACGGUGCUGCAUACACGCACCGCAUUACACACACAAUCAAAGAAGCACACAAUCUUUUCUCGGGCCAGCACAGAGGAUGAAGCAGAAGACUGAGAUUCUCAUCGGCCCCUCAGACAAUCAUACAGCUGAAAAAUAUUUUCCCUCUACAGAUGUGUACAGCUAUAUUUUAAUAGUUUUAUUUUAUGGAUUAUUAAAGCGUAACUAAUACUGA